Messenger RNA from Neocloeon triangulifer, 1531 nucleotides. It is a transcript of the gene YL-1, whose product is annotated as vacuolar protein sorting-associated protein 72 homolog. Gene Ontology annotation, molecular function: ATP-dependent H2AZ histone chaperone activity. Bases 127 to 1374 code for a protein of 415 amino acids. Gene Ontology annotation, cellular component: nucleus. Gene Ontology annotation, biological process: chromatin remodeling; regulation of DNA-templated transcription. Lineage: Eukaryota; Metazoa; Arthropoda; Insecta; Ephemeroptera; Baetidae. The transcript has 8 exons. The record is from RefSeq and is a predicted model, not a curated record.
UGCAAAUUCUCAGAGAAAAUGUAGAAGAAAAUGUAAACAAGUCUUCAGAUUGCAGCGAAUUUGAGCUCUUUACUAACAAAAAGACUUUGGUUGGGCGCGGCAGGAACAUAAAAAUAUAUUGCGGAAAUGGCUGCGACAAGGGAGAGGCGUAACAAUGCCGGCACACGAAUGUCCAAACUUCUUGAUGAGGAGGAGGAGGACGAAUUUUACAAAACCACGUACGGAGGUUUCGAAGAAGCCGAAAACGACCAGGAAUACAAAUCUGAGGAUUCGGGGGACGACGAUGUAGACUCCGACUUUAGCAUUGAUGAAAACGACGACGUUAUUUCAGACCACGAAGACGACAAACCGAAACGUGCCAAGAGAUUAGUAACAAAAGCAUACAGGGAGCCGAAAAAAGUAACCAAGAAGGAGGUUGAUGUGACCGACAAGCCUUUCCCAUUCAACAUUCCCGAGGAUCAAGCCGGCCCAUCAAACGUGACUCCGGUUAAAAAGCCUGUUGUUAAGAAAUCCUCAUUUACGCCCUCGAGAUCAGAGAGAAAGUCUUGCCGAAGAUCAACUGCAGCAAAGUCUGCAGAGCUACGAAAACGGGUGAAGCAAAGAGAUGAGGAAUAUCAGCGAAGGAGAAAACGGAUGAAGUUGAAGGAAAAGCCAGACAAGCCCAUGACGCAAGAGGAGCUUUUGGAAGAGGCAAAAAUUACUGAGAGGGAAAAUCUGGAAUCUCUCGAGCAAUUUCAAUUGAUGGAGUUGGAAAAGAAAAAAAUCAGGCCUGUGAAGAAGAUUUACAAGGGACCCAUGAUCAGGUACCACUCUUUUGCCGCUCCCCUGAUUGAAGAACUGCCCAGCAGUGAAAACCAAACCAUCGACGUUGACGACUCUUUGAUCACAGUCGAGGAGAUCAAGGAACAAGAAAUUGUUUCCAAUGACAAGAAGUGUGAGCGCACCUUUAUCACGUUCCCGGACGAAAAAUCGCUCAAGAAGUAUUUCCCGCAAGAAAAGCCAGCGCUGAAACCGGUCAAGCUUUGUCCUUUCUCGAGACAACCUGCCCGUUACUUUGACCCGGUGGUCAAACUACCCUUCUCGAACGUGGUCAGCUUCAGAAUUUUGCGCAGCACUUACGAAAGUAAACUGGAGACGAUCGGGGACAAGUCGGACCCAGAGGUUGCCAAGUGGCUGGCGUGGCGCAAAAAGCAGCAGGAGUUGCGAACCCUCGUGACGCGGAAACUGCAGCAAAUGGUCACCAACAUCAAGCCGAGUGGCGACCCAGGCCCGAGCACCUCGGCCAGCACUCCGACAUUCAUCCGUACCGCGGGCCAGACAAUUUUGACAGGCGCCCCCACCAGACCUGCAAUUUUUAUUCAGAAACAGCAGUGAUUGUUUAUUUUUAAACUUGAGAUUGUGUCUUAAUUAUUAACUUGAUUGUUUUCAACUGCAAGAAAUUUGAAUUGUUUCCGAAAUCAAGAAAAUGUGUUUUUAUAGGAGGUUUCUGGAGAAACUUUUUUUAAUUAAAUAUAAUUAUUUAAGCAGAAAA